CAUCUCAGAUCCAUUCACACACAAACACUCACGGGAAAGCGAGAGAGGGAAGCUUGAUCGGUACCGAUGGAGGCGACGGCGUUGAGCAUCGGCAAGUCCGUGCUGAGCGGGGCCCUUGGCCUCGCCAAGUCCGCCGUUGCGGAGGAGGUGGCCCUGCAGCUGGGAGUACAGCGCGACAAGGCCUUCGUCACGGACGAGCUGGAGAUGAUGCAGUCUUUCUUGAUGGUGGCGCAUGAUGAGCAAGGUGAGCACAACAAGGUGGUCAGGACCUGGGUGAAGCAGGUCCGCGACGUUGCCUAUGAUGUCGAGGAUUCUCUCCAGGAUUUUGUCGUUCGUGUGGACAGACAGUCUUGGUGGUGCAUCCCUCGCACGGUUCUCGAUCGUCGCCAUGUUGCCAAGCAGAUGAAGGAGCUAAGGACCAAGGUCGAGGACGUGAGCCAGAGGAACUUGCGCUACGGCCUCAUUAAGGGCUCUAGCUCCAAUCAGCCUGCUACUGAUGCAGCUAAUGAUGCUGCCAUAUUUGGUGUUGAUGAAGCAAGGCACGCCGCAAAGCAACACCAGGCAAGAUCGGAUCUGGCCCAUUUGAUCAACAACGAAGGUGACGACCAAAUUGGAGUGAUCGGCGUAUGGGGAACAAGCAGCAGUGUUGGGCAUACCUCCAUCAUCUGCGAGGCCUAUGAGAAUCCAAUCACCAAACAGAAUUUUCCAUGCCGAGCAUGGGUGAGAGUGAUGCACCCUUUCCAUCCAACACAAUUUGUCAAGAGUAUGGUGAGACAGUUUCGCGCAGCAGUAGGGGUUGGUGUUCUGCUGGAGUGGGAAAGGACGGGGCAAGAGCUGACUCAUGACUUUAAUGGAUAUGUCCAUGAAAAUAGGUACCUAAUUGUGCUUACUGACUUGUCCAACAUUGAAGAAUGGCACCAGAUCAAGACUUGCUUCCCUGAAAACAAUCUAGGGAGCCGAGUCAUAGUGUCCACGGAGCAAGUUGAAGUUGCAAGUUUAUGCACAGGCCAAGCAAGUGUAGUGUCAGAGCUGAAGCAAUUGUCUGCUGAUCAGACCAUAUAUGCUUUCUACCAGCAGAGUUCUCAAGAUGCAAUAUAUUCAUCAACGAUAAAGUCUAGCUCAACGUCACCCUUCAUCGCUGAUAAUGAGAUACAAGAAGACCAAUCUAAGAUGGAUGUUGAUGGAAAUAUGUUGGUGCAAGAGAUACUCACACGCUCAAACACGAUGGCAGGUGUCUUACAGGAAUUCCAGCUUAUUGGGCGUGAGAAAGAAAAAUCUGAUAUCAUUAAACUAAUUCAAGAAGAAGCUAGUACCCAACAAUUGGAGGUGAUCGUCGUGUGGGGAAUGGGUGGCCUUGGAAAAACCACUCUGAUCAAAGAUAUUUAUCAGCAACAAGAGGUCACUAACAUGUUUGAUAAAUAUGCUUUCGUCACUGUAUUACGGCCUUUCAAGCUUGAGGAACUCCUUAGGAGCUUGGCAUUGCAACUAGAUGAAAAGAAGGGGGUCAUGGACUUUGCGGGUGACACCCAAAAAAAUAUUGCUUCGAUGAGAGUUGCAGACUUGAUUGAAGUGUUGCGCAGGCGUUCACAAGGAAAGAGUUGCUUGGUUGUUCUCGAUGACCUCUCAUCUAUCACCGAAUGGGAAAAACUAUUGCCAAGUUUACAUGCAAUGAAAAAUCUAAGCUUGGUCACUCUAAUCACCACGAGGCGAGAGGAUAUUGCUAAUCAUUGUUGCAAUAAGCCGAAGUGCAUAUGCUUGCUUAACGGUCUAGAAGAAAUGGAAGCAUGUAAGCUCUUCACGAAGAAGGUAUUCAACAAUGAGGCUACAGAUUUGGCUAAGCACUAUCCUGAGUUGGUUGAACCUGCGAAACUGAUUCUAAAAAAGUGCAGUGGGCUUCCCCUUGCGAUAGUCACUAUAGGUGGCUUAUUGGCAGAGCAGCCAACAAAAACUGCCGCGGAGUGGAGGAAACUGAAUGAGCGUAUCAGUGUUGAGAUGGAAAUGAAUCCAAAGUUUGAGCCCAUAAAAACUGUCCUCAUGAAAAGUUAUGAUGGCCUACCCUAUUAUCUCAAGUCUUGUUUCUUGUAUCUGUCCAUCUUCCCUGAAGAUCGCAAUGUUAGCCGGAGACGCUUGGUUUACCGAUGGAUCGCUGAAGGUUACGCGCGAGAUAGGUCCACUGCGGAUAGAUAUUUCAUUGAACUCAUGGAGAGAAGUAUGAUAUUACCAACUCAACAAUCAGUUUGCAGUAUACAAGUAAUCGACUCCUGCCAGCUACAUGAUCUGAUCCGUGAUAUCAGCAUAGCAAAGUCAAUCGAGGAAAACCUUGUUUUUAGGUUGGAGGAAGGCUGCAGCUCGAACACGCAUGGUGCAGUGCGUCACCUUGCCAUAAGCAGCAACUGGGAGGGAGAUGAGUGUGAGUUGGAGAGCACCGUGGAGCUGUCCCGUAUACGGUCAUUGACAGUGUUUGGCAAGUGGAAGCCAUUUUACAUUUCUGACAAGAUGAGAUUUCUUCGUGUGCUGGACCUGGAUGGGACAAAAGGAUUAGAAAGUCAUCACCUUGAGCACAUCGGGAAGCAUUUGCAUCUGAGAUACCUUUCUCUCAGAGGCUGUGAGAAAAUCUUUUUCCUCCCUGAUUCCGUGGGUAACCUGAGACAACUUGAGACACUAGACAUUAAGGAGACAAGUAUAGGUAUGCUGCCCAAAACCAUCAUCAACCUUAGUAAGUUAUGUUAUCUCCACUCUGGUACAAUAUCUGUAACGACAAAAGAGAGAAAUUGUUAUACAAAGUGUCAAGACAUUUGGAAAAUGCAAUGUGAUUUAUGUGCAGCGGGCAUAGAUGCGCGUGGUGUUAGGAUGCCAAGAGGGACUGGAAAGCUGAAGGCCCUGCAUACACUGCGGUAUGUGCACCUUGCCUGGGGAAAUGCCGUUAUAAAAGAGAUAAAAGGUCUCACUGGCCUGCGGAAGCUAGGAGUGGUCGGUAUCAACAAAAUAAAUGGCCCGGUCUUCUGUUCAGCCAUUUCCAGUUUCAGCCGCCUUGAAUCGCUUUCAGUGCUGUCAGAUGCCGGUUUAAUUGGUUGUUUGGAUGGCACGCCCACUGGUCCGGAAAACCUUCAGAGCCUCAAGCUGUACGGCGGCCUGGAAGAAUUGCCGAAAUGGAUCAUCGGGCUGCAGAAUCUCGUGAAGAUGAACCUAUCGUUCACCAGGCUCUUAGGCAACCGUGCAGCCAUGGAGGCCCUUGGGAACCUGCCAAACCUAUCCAUUCUGCGUGUGUGGGAAAGCUCACUUAAGAUGGAUGUACUCCAGUUCCGGAGUGGCCUUUUCAGAAGGCUCACGGUGCUCGAUCUUUUCUGCAUAGAUAUGGAAAUCAAUCUAGUGGGGUUUGCGGAAGAAUCAAUGGCCAAUCUUGAGCUGCUGGUCCUUCGCCUUGCAGAUAAUGAAUGUGCCUUCUCUGGGCUACAACAUCUCCAAAGCAUCAAGGAAAUACGGCUCCGUGUUAAAUUUACCAUCAAUUUUGUGGGAUUUCCGGAAGACAUGGCAUUGGAAGAAGUGGAGAAAGAAGCAAACAAGAAAACAAAACUCAUGAAAGAAAAACUCAGGGAGGAGUUUCGGAUCCAGCUUGAUAAGAAUAAGAAUCGACCCGUGUUGAGGGUGCAAUGAGCUCAGAAACCUGGAGCAACUUCUGUCCUAAAUAUCCUGAGUGGCUGCCAUGCUAUGCUGUUGGAGAAUAUAUAUUUUAUCUAUUCCUUUGUUUUAAUUCUUGAAUCCCGUGUUAUAUUGCUGUUCUGCAGCUGUUACAGGCGGGUUAUUUUUUUCUAAUUUGGGGCUUUCUUUGACAUG
Messenger RNA from Triticum dicoccoides, 3834 nucleotides. RefSeq names its product disease resistance protein PIK6-NP-like. NCBI's taxonomy places the organism in Eukaryota, Viridiplantae, Streptophyta, Magnoliopsida, Poales, Poaceae. The transcript has 4 exons. Gene Ontology annotation, biological process: defense response to other organism. The record is from RefSeq and is a predicted model, not a curated record. Bases 67 to 3654 code for a protein of 1195 amino acids. Gene Ontology annotation, molecular function: ADP binding.